UGAUGAAGUGGAAGUAGUAGUGAAAAACCAAGCAAAACCCCCAAUCCCCAAUGCUCAGAUUCUUCACCCAUUAUCUUUUCUCUUAGGUUUCUGACAAUCGCCACACAAAUCCACAGAUACCAUUCACAGAAGACACACAUACACAGAGGGGGAGAGAGAGAGGUCAACCAUGAAGAGAGACCACAAUCAUCUGCAACCCAACUCAGACCCAUCAUACUCUCUCUGCGGUAGUUCCUCGACCGGAAAGGCGAAGCUUUGGGAGGAAGAAGCCGCCGAACAAGACUGCGGAAUGGAUGAGGAUUUGGCGGUUCUGGGUUACAAGGUUAAGACUUCGGACAUGGUCGAAGUGGCUCAGAAGCUCGAGCAGUUGGACGAAAUUAUGUGUAGUGUUCAGGAUGAUGGGAUUUCGCAUCUUGCUUUCGAGACUGUUCAUUAUAAUCCUUCAGAUAUGUCGACUUAUCUUGAAAGUAUGCUUUCUGAACUUAUUCCUCCUACUUUUGACCCUUUUGGUCCUUCUGGAACGACGGCCGUGGCGGCGCCGUUGACGGGUGCGUUAGAUGAUUCUUUUCUCGGCACCGCUGAGUCGUCUACUUUGACGACGUUGGAUUUCGAGAGCAAUAACCGGAAACAUAAAAAAAGUGGGAAACAAAUCUUUGAGGAAUCUUCUUGCUCGGAUUAUGAUCUCAAAGCAAUUCCUGGUAAGGCUAUUUAUUCUCAAAGCUCUCAAACCCAAAUACACGAUUCGUCGUCGACUUCGACUCACAACAACUUUAAAUCCGAAAAACGCUUGAAAUCCACAUCCGGGUCGCACUCGGAUAUCUUCUCUCCUCCUCCUCCUGCUUCAUAUGGAAUUCCGACUGAUUCAAUUCGUCCCGUUGUCCUUGUCGACUCACAAGAGAAUGGAAUCCGGCUUGUCCAUGCUUUGAUGGCAUGUGCAGAAGGUGUCCAGCAAAACAAUCUCAAUCUCGCCGAAGCUUUGGUGAGACAAAUUGGAUUCUUAGCUAUUUCUCAAGCCGGAGCUAUGAGGAAAGUGGCGACGUAUUUCGCUGAAGCAUUAGCUCGAAGGAUUUACAGAUUGUAUCCUCAAAACCCACUCGACCACUCUUUAUCAGAUGUUCUUCACAUACACUUUUACGAGGCCUGCCCUUAUCUAAAGUUCGCUCAUUUCACAGCGAAUCAAGCUAUUCUCGAAGCUUUUGAAGGCAAGAAAAGAGUCCAUGUUAUCGAUUUUUCAAUGAACCAAGGCAUGCAAUGGCCUGCUUUGAUGCAAGCUUUGGCUUUAAGAGCCGGUGGUCCGCCAGCUUUUAGGUUAACUGGGAUCGGACCUCCUAGCCACGACAACUCGGAUCAUUUGCAGGAAGUUGGUUGGAAGCUGGCUCAGUUAGCUGAAACGAUUCACGUUGAGUUCGAGUACCGUGGGUUCGUUGCUAAUUCUUUAGCCGAUUUGGAUGCUUCGAUGCUUGAUCUCAGACCGAGUGAAGUUGAAGCCGUGGCGGUUAACUCAGUUUUUGAGCUACAUAAAUUGUUGGCUCGGCCCGGUGGUAUCGACAAAGUUUUCUCCGUGGUUGAGCAAAUGAAGCCUGAAAUUGUUACCAUCGUCGAGCAGGAAGCGAACCAUAACGGUCCAGUUUUCUUAGACCGGUUCACUGAGUCAUUACAUUAUUACUCGACGCUGUUCGAUUCGUUAGAAGGGUCGGCGAGCGGUCAGGACAAGGUUAUGUCGGAGGUGUAUUUGGGGAAACAGAUUUGUAACGUGGUGGCCUGCGAAGGGGUGGAUAGAACCGAGAGGCACGAGUCGUCGACUCAGUGGAGAAACCGAUUGGUUUCCGCUGGAUUUUCACCGGUUCAUCUGGGUUCCAACGCGUUCAAGCAGGCUGGUAUGUUACUCGCCCUGUUCGCCGGCGGAGACGGGUACGGCGUGGAGGAGAGCAGCGGUUGUUUGAUGCUUGGAUGGCAUAAACGCCCACUCAUUACAACUUCAGCUUGGAAGGCCGCCAACUACUCCUCCUCACCUCCACCAUUACCAACUGAAUUCAGACGAGUUGACUAACGAGUCAACUCAAAGACUGGUCCCUUUGUACGAAACCCUUAUCUUUAUCUGUCAAUGUUGGUCGCAGAACUGGCUGACGCUUCCCGUUACCCAUCCCUUUAUUAUCAUCAUUUUUCUGUUUAGGUUUAUUUUUCUUAGAAGUUUUUAUUCUUGGAAAUCUUUUUUGUAAUUUUCUGUGUGAAAUCAAAAAUGGGUUAAUGUGUUA
Molecule: messenger RNA, 2255 nt
Organism: Hibiscus syriacus
Lineage: Eukaryota; Viridiplantae; Streptophyta; Magnoliopsida; Malvales; Malvaceae
Product: DELLA protein GAIP-B-like
Exons: 1
Coding region: 170-2050 (626 amino acids)
Biological process (GO): response to ethylene; regulation of DNA-templated transcription; regulation of reactive oxygen species metabolic process
Cellular component (GO): nucleus
Molecular function (GO): sequence-specific DNA binding; DNA-binding transcription factor activity
Source: RefSeq, a predicted model, not a curated record